AUGGGUGAGAGAGGAGAAUUGUUGAGGUAUAAGCACGUUUCGAUACGAAAUAACGCAGAAUCGGUGGCGUUGUAUAAUGCAGAGGGAUUCGAGGCAGAGCAAUGCCGCAGUCUAUUUAAUGAGCUGUUGAGGAGGCAGAUGGCAUUCAUGAAUUGGAAGUUGCCGAAUUUGUGUGGGUUAUUUGUUUUUUGGCAACAACUAUUCGACUAUUACGGUGCCAUAUUAACGUAUUCAAUUCAGUACAUACCAAUAUUCAUAUUGCACUCUUACGAUGACAAGAAACCCGAUGAAUUGGGCAAAAUCAUUAGUAAUAAUGCAUUCUUCUACAUAAUGUUAGUGAACAGUUUCACGCGUCUGAUUGAUGUGGCAUUGAAUUUCGGUGAAAUGGCUGGAAUUUUGCAGCGUGUCGCCGAAAUCGAGAAAGCAGCAGAGAGUAAUGCAAAUUCAUCCGUUGAGCGCGAAGAAGGCGGUGACGAGGUGAGCACCGAAACACAGACAGUGUGUGUAGCGGAGGGGAGUUCGGUGCUGAAUUUGGAUGAGUGCGAUAUAUUGAUGGAGAUGAACGGGGUGACGUAUGGGGUGGCGAGUGAUCUGGAUUGCGUGCUGAUCAGAGGGGUGGGUGAUUUGGAUUGGGUGUUGAUUAGAGGUGAGUGA
Molecule: messenger RNA, 654 nt
Organism: Anisakis simplex (herring worm)
Lineage: Eukaryota; Metazoa; Nematoda; Chromadorea; Rhabditida; Anisakidae
Source: the annotation of a GenBank genome assembly